This is a messenger RNA of Cataglyphis hispanica, 1715 nucleotides long. Its product is annotated as chymotrypsinogen A-like. Gene Ontology annotation, biological process: proteolysis. Gene Ontology annotation, molecular function: serine-type endopeptidase activity. Bases 1 to 1233 code for a protein of 410 amino acids. The record is from RefSeq and is a predicted model, not a curated record. The transcript is spliced from 5 exons. Lineage: Eukaryota; Metazoa; Arthropoda; Insecta; Hymenoptera; Formicidae.
AUGACGAUCGAGAUUUUAAGACUUUUUCACAUUCCUCGACAUCUGCCGGACUACAUCAUCGCUCGCUUUCCCCCCUCCUGUGUCAUCCGACGAUCACUUUCUUCGAGAUCGCUUCGCGCCGAAGGAUCUCCGCUCGCGCUAAUCCUACUUGAGGAUCGAUCGGCGUCGCCGAAGCUAGUCGGGCUAUGCGGAUCCAUAAAUCGUAGCUAUCCGGCGUGGAUAUUCUCGAUUUCCCUGGCGAUGUGCCGUCUUCGCGGCGAUCUAAUUGUCCUGCUGGUGAUCGUCCUGGCGGAGGCCCAGUGCAUCAUGAUGAGGAUCGUCGGGGAGAAUCAUUCCAAAUGCGGAUGUCCGGCAGCGUCGCAGAGGCAACCGCGAUCGAUUCCUCCGCCCAAGGUCCAAGGACUACUGAUAAAGGACGAUGCCUCAUCCUCGUCAACGAUCACGGCCACCGCCAUCACUACGACCACCGGUCGCAUCUUCAACGGCAAACCCAGCAGGAAGGGCGCGUGGCCUUGGCAAGUGUCUCUUCAGUUGUUGCAUCCAAAACUAGGCUUCAUCGGUCACUGGUGUGGUGGUGUGCUGAUCGAUCCCAAAUGGGUAAUCACCGCCGCUCAUUGCAUUCACAACGAGCUGUUUAAUUUGCCCAUCGGCGUGUUAUGGACAGCGGUGGUCGGUGAAUGGGAACUGGACUCGGGGGGACGCGGAUCCGCUCGUUUACCUGUCGAAAAGGUGAUUCUUCAUGACAGGUUCAAUAAUUACGUGCAUGAUAUAGCUCUAAUGAAGCUUGCUAGGCCGGCACCUCUAUCCAAGGUCGUUCGCACCAUUUGUCUUCCUGGUCCUGGACAGUAUCUCGGCAAAGGACAAUGUGUCGCCUCCGGCUGGGGCCGAUACGGCCCCUCGCCUUCGCUCUCUACUGCCCUUCUGGAGGCUAGCGUUCCUCUUCUGAAUCUCAAAGAGUGCUUACAAGCUUAUGGCACUUCGGUGCCCAUCAGGAAGGGUCAUCUCUGUGCCGGUCAGACCGACGGUUCUUCGGGAAGUUGCGUGGGUGAUUCCGGAGGACCUCUGCAAUGUCGUCGCCCUGACGGUGUUUGGCAGCUGGUCGGUGUCACAUCCUUCGGUUCCGGUUGUGCUAGACCGGGUUAUCCAGAUGUAUAUACCGAGAUACAGCAUUAUUUAAACUGGAUUAAUAGCACGAUUGAUGCCAACAAUGACGAAGAUGAUGAGCACUCUUAAAAUACGUUUGUAAAUAUCAACAUUGUAAAUACGUUACAUUGUACAGUGCAUAUAAUUCUUUGUAUAUAAUGUAUUCCGUGUUUUUGUUAUUAUAUAUAUAUAUAUAUAUUGUACAGUACAGGAGGGGGAGAGAGAAAUAGAAAUAAGAAUUAAAUUAUAAUUAAAUAUGUAUCUAGGUCAUAUUCCCCUCCCUCUUCAUUGAAACUAACAUCAUAAAUAAUAAACAGAUAGAAAGCCGAGAAUAUUAGUACUGACGUAUAGGCACUCCUUAUACAUAACUAUUUGUAUUAAUCGUUUUUUAUUUAUAUUUUCUGUAACUAUGAUCAGACAAUAAUUACGGUCGUUUGUAAAUGAUCCGGUCCAAUAGACGUCGGAAUCAAAAUAAACAGGAUGAUAGGUCCUGAGGCUUGUAAAGAUGUUCCUUUCCGGAACAUUGGUCGCGGUCAGUUAAAACUUUCACGGUUGUUUAUUCAGCCGGAAAA